CAACGUGAACGUAUUGACCGGUGCUGUAUCUGGAGCCGUUAACCAGCAGGAAUCAUGACCGCUGCAGAGAACGUGUGCUACACGCUGAUCAAUGUGCCGAUGGACUCGGAGCCUCCGUCGGAGGUCUCGCUGAAGACCGAUCUAGAAAAGGGAGACGUCAAGUCCAAGACGGAGGCUCUGAAGAAAGUCAUCAUCAUGAUCCUGAACGGAGAGAAGCUCCCUGGCCUUCUCAUGACCAUCAUUCGGUUUGUGCUGCCGCUGCAGGAUCACACGAUAAAGAAGCUGCUCCUGGUCUUCUGGGAGAUCGUCCCCAAAACGACUCCGGACGGCAAACUGUUACAGGAGAUGAUCCUCGUCUGUGACGCCUAUAGGAAGGAUCUCCAACAUCCCAACGAAUUCAUCCGCGGCUCCACUCUGCGUUUCUUGUGCAAACUGAAGGAGGCAGAGCUGCUGGAGCCUUUGAUGCCGGCGAUCCGCGCAUGCUUGGAGCACCGACACAGCUACGUACGCAGGAACGCGGUGCUCGCCAUCUACACCAUUUACAGGAAUUUUGAACACCUCAUUCCCGACGCCCCUGAACUCAUCCAUGAUUUUCUUGUGAACGAGAAAGAUGCAAGCUGCAAGAGGAAUGCUUUCAUGAUGCUUAUCCAUGCUGACCAGGACCGCGCUCUUGAUUACUUAAGUACCUGCAUAGACCAAGUGCAGACGUUCGGAGACAUCCUCCAGCUGGUUAUCGUUGAGCUGAUCUAUAAGGUCUGCCACGCCAACCCGUCCGAGAGAGCUCGCUUUAUCAGAUGCAUCUUCAACCUGCUCCAGUCAUCCAGCCCUGCCGUGAAGUACGAAGCAGCGGGGACCCUCGUCACGUUAUCCAGUGCGCCCACCGCCAUCAAGGCAGCCGCUCAGUGUUACAUCGACCUGAUCAUCAAGGAAAGUGACAACAACGUCAAGCUCAUUGUGCUGGAUCGUCUGAUCGAACUGAAGGACCACCCUUCUCACGAACGCGUGUUACAGGAUCUGGUGAUGGACAUCCUAAGAGUCCUGAGCACCCCUGAUCUGGAGGUGCGCAAGAAGACCCUGCAGCUGGCUCUGGACCUGGUUUCUUCCAGGAACGUGGAGGAGCUGGUCAUAGUGCUGAAGAAAGAAGUCAUCAAAACCAACAAUGUCUCCGAACAUGAAGACACCGAUAAAUACCGCCAGCUCCUGGUGCGCACCCUACACUCCUGCAGCGUCCGCUUCCCAGACAUGGCAGCAAACGUCAUUCCGGUGCUGAUGGAGUUCCUUAGCGACAGCAAUGAGGCGGCAGCCGCGGACGUGUUGGAGUUCGUGCGCGAAGCGGUUCAGCGGUUCGACAACCUCCGUCCUCUCAUCGUGGAGAAGACGCUGGAAGUUUUCCACGCCAUCAAAUCUGUCAAGAUUUAUCGAGGGGCUCUCUGGAUUUUGGGAGAAUACUGCAGCACCAAAGACGACAUUCAGAGCGUGAUGACUGAAGUGCGCCGGUCUCUCGGAGAGGUCCCGAUCGUUGAUAAUGAACUUAAGAAGGAAUCUGGAGAAAUGAAGCCUGAAGAUGAAGUAACCGUCGGCCCGGCUCAGAAGCUGGUGACAGAAAUGGGCACCUACGCCACGCAGAGCGCCCUCAGCAGCUCGCGGCCGACCAAGAAAGAGGAGGACAGGUGCGCCGUUAUGAUUUCUUCUCAUCUUUCUCCUCCGCGGCCCAGGUUUUUUUUUACCGUUUUCAAAAAUGUUUAUUUUCCUUACAGGCCUCCUCUACGAGGUUUCUUGCUCGACGGGGACUUCUUUGUUGCCGCUUCUCUCGCCACCACGCUGACUAAGAUCGCUCUGCGCUACGUAGCUUUGGUCCAGGAGAAAAAGAGGCAAAACUCUUUUGUGGCAGAAGCCAUGUUGCUCAUGGCCAGCAUUCUUCACCUGGGAAAGUCGUCCCUUCCCAAGAAGCCCAUCACGGACGACGACGUGGACCGGAUCUCGCUCUGUCUCAAGGUCUUGUCCGAAUGUUCUCCUCUCAUGAACGAGAUCUUCAACAAGGAGUGCCGUCAGUCUCUCUCGCACAUGCUGUCCGCCAAACUCGAGGAGGAGAAGCUUUCUCAGAAGAAAGAGUCCGAGAAGCGAAACGUGACGGUCCAGGCCGAUGACCCCAUAUCCUUCAUGCAGCUGACCGCCAAGAGCGAGAUGGCGUCCAAAGAGGACCAAUUUCAGCUGAGCCUCCUAGCAGCCAUGGGGACAACCCAGAGGAAGGAGGCGGCCGACCCGCUGGCUUCCAAACUCAACAAAGUCACGCAGCUCACCGGUUUCUCGGACCCCGUCUACGCCGAGGCAUACGUCCACGUCAAUCAGUACGACAUUGUUUUGGAUGUUUUAGUUGUCAAUCAGACCAGCGACACUCUGCAGAACUGUACCCUGGAGCUGGCCACGCUGGGUGAUUUGAAGCUGGUGGAGAAACCAUCUCCUCUGACGCUCGCUCCACACGACUUCGCCAACAUUAAAGCCAACGUCAAAGUGGCUUCUACAGAGAACGGAAUCAUUUUUGGGAAUAUCGUUUACGACGUGUCCGGUGCGGCAAGCGACAGAAACUGCGUCGUUCUCAGCGAUAUCCACAUCGACAUCAUGGAUUACAUCCAGCCGGCGUCCUGCACCGACACAGAGUUCCGACAGAUGUGGGCAGAGUUCGAGUGGGAGAAUAAGGUGACGGUUAACACGAAUAUCAUCGACCUGAACGAAUACCUGCAGCACAUUCUGAAGUCGACGAACAUGAAAUGCCUCACUCCCGAGAAGGCCUUGUCCGGUUACUGCGGCUUCAUGGCCGCCAACCUCUACGCCCGUUCCAUAUUCGGGGAGGACGCCCUCGCCAACGUCAGCAUCGAAAAGCCAAUUCACCUCGGGCCUGAUGCCCCGGUCACCGGACACAUACGGAUCAGAGCCAAGAGUCAGGGAAUGGCUCUGAGUCUCGGGGAUAAAAUCAACCUGUCCCAGAAGAAAUCCAGCAUAUAACGUCUGUUUCCGCACGUCGUCUUUCCUCCCCGCUCUGUGUGUUUAGUAGCUCUUAACAUUUCAAGCAGAAUGUAUGGGAGCAAAUAAUUUAUACCGAGUCCAGAUGACAUCAUAGUUCAGUAACGACACAAGCUUUAUACAUAUGUGUUUGUUUUUUUUUGCUUUGUUUCUUAAUUCUGUCUCUUAACAAAUUCUGAGCCCGUCUGACAUACAGUAAGGAAUUUCAUGUAUGUUCUCUUAUCCAUUGUGACAUUUGACAAUAAAAACAGUCCUUUUGAUUA
This is a messenger RNA of Spea bombifrons (plains spadefoot toad), 3284 nucleotides long. It is a transcript of the gene COPB1, whose product is annotated as COPI coat complex subunit beta 1. The transcript is spliced from 20 exons. NCBI's taxonomy places the organism in Eukaryota, Metazoa, Chordata, Amphibia, Anura, Pelobatidae. Gene Ontology annotation, biological process: intra-Golgi vesicle-mediated transport; intracellular protein transport; endoplasmic reticulum to Golgi vesicle-mediated transport. The record is from RefSeq and is a predicted model, not a curated record. Gene Ontology annotation, molecular function: structural molecule activity. Bases 55 to 3003 code for a protein of 982 amino acids. Gene Ontology annotation, cellular component: cytoplasm; COPI vesicle coat.